GAGAGAGAGAGAGAGAGCGGAGCGCGCGCGCUGGAGCUCCAGUGAGUGUGUGAGCGCGCGCUGGUUCGGUCUGUCUGUCGGUACAGCAGCUCCAGUGAUCUUCAGGCCCAUCUGUGUUUCCCUAUCACCGGUGUGUUUCCACGCACUUCUCACGCGUGUUUCUCAUCUGGCUGAUUUUCGUCUGGCUGAUUUUGCCCUAGUCUGAUUUUACCCUCGUCCGACUGGUUUUACCCUGUGCUCCGGUCAGCUGAGGCACACUGAGGCGGAUGUGAGUAGUUGAGUAGCGUGUGGGUCCAGAUCAGCUGUGGUGAUGGAUGUAAUCCGCCGCUGAGAGUUGCUGUGGUCUGCAGUAAGCUGCCGGCAUCCGUGUACGAAUGAAGAUGCGCUAGAGGCGCCUACGUUUCCUCACGGAAACCGCCUGUGCAUCCGCCUGUGACCUUUUGAACCCUGAACCCAAACGUCGGCCCUCUGCCUUGGUGGCGUCCGCUGGGCUCACCAUGUGAGGGGUUUCCAAUGCAUCUUUGAGUGGACUGGAGCACUGCCUGUUACCCCGCCCCAUUUUAUACAGACCCCGCCCCCUCCCCUAAGCCCCGCCCCCGGAUUCUAAAGAAACUCGCCAUGAUGUUCCGGGACCAAGUGGGGAUUUUGACAGACUGGUUUAAGAGCUGGAACGAGUGUGAACAGACAGUGGCGCUAUUGUCAUUGUUGAAGCGUGUUUCUCGGACACAGGCCCGGUUUCUGCACAUCUGUCUGGACCACUGGCUGGCCGACUGCACAGAGAUACACAUACUAGAGGCAGAAGCCAACAAUGCAGCCAUCGUCAGUCAAUGGCAGCAGGAGCCGAAGGAGAAAGCCGUGUCCCUCCUGCUAUCCCAUCUCCCCCUGCUGCAGCCACGGAACAGCGAAGCCAAGUGUGAAUACAUGAACCUCCUGCAGAAGGUCUUGAGCCACACUAUCGAGAGCAGCCUGUUUGUGGAGGAGAGCCGGCAGCUGCUUUCCUACGCCCUCAUUCAUCCCGCCACCACCCUUGACGACCGCAACUCUCUGGCCAUGUGGCUCAAUCAUCUGGAGGAGCACCUGUCAUCCCGGCCGCCUCCGCCCGGACCGUACCAUCACGCCCGGCAGGGGUCAGACGAGUGGCCCUGUUCGGCCGAGUCCCUGGAGCCGUCGUACUCCUGGCAAGAGAAGCUGCCAUCCACAUGCAGCUCGCCGGCCGGACAGAACGGACAUAUGCCUUUCCCUGGCACGGGUGGCGUGACCUCGCCUGUCAACAGCGGCGGCAACACGGGACUGCCUGGUCAGGUGCAGCCAAGCCCACUGAAGCCCUCGAUGUCACUCACACCCGCCAAUCAGCCAGCCUGCAGCUCUGAUUGGCUGAACCAGGAGGAGGGUGUUGGAUGUCAGGGUGUGGCCGGAGCAGAACACGCCCCCCUGUCGCCCCAGAGCAGCGUCGCAUCAUCAGGCAGCGAACAGACGGAGGAACAGAGCAACACGCGCAACACAUUUCAGGAGGACGGGAGUGGAAUGAAAGACGUCCCGGCCUGGCUGAAGAGUCUUCGUCUGCAUAAAUACGCAUCGCUAUUUUCUCAGAUGACGUAUGAAGAGAUGAUGAUUCUCACAGAACAACACCUGGAGUCGCAGAACGUGACAAAGGGAGCUCGACAUAAGAUCGCUCUGAGCAUACAGAAACUUAGAGAACGACAGAGCCUCCUGAAAUCUCUUGAAAAGGAUAUUCUGGAAGGCGGGAACGUUCGGAAUGCUUUGCAAGAGCUUCAGCAGAUCAUCAUCACGCCAAUCAAAGUUUAUACCCCGCCCACUGCUGCCCAGAAGGAGGUGGAGCCUGGAGUUACACCUGUUGAUAAAGCAGCCAAUCCCAGCGAAGAGAAGGACACUGAGGGCUUCCAGACCCACAAUCCUCCAGCAUGUGAUGGAGAGUCCUCGUCCGCACCCAUCUCUGACGGAGAUAUCGCGGGACAGUUCACGCGUGUGAUGGGGAAAGUUUGUACGCAGCUGUUGGUGUCCAGACCGGACGAGGAGAACAUCAGCUGUUACCUGCAGCUCAUUGAGAAAUGUCUUACGCACGAGGCGUUCACAGAGACGCAGAAGAAGCGGCUGUUAUCGUGGAAACAGCAGGUGCUGAAGUUGCUCCGCCUCUUCCCACGGAAAACCAUGAUGGACAGCGGCGUGUACCGGAGAGGGUGGCCGGCGUACGGAUCCAACUCUCUGCCCACAGCUGGAUCUGUGAGCGCAGGUUUGGGCAGACGGGGGCAGAGGCCCUUCCAGAUGCCCCCGCGAGGAGCUCCACCACCCGGCCGCAUGGGGCUGAUGACUGCCGGCGGUCUGACCGGAGCAUCGCCCCGACACUCGCUCGCCAACCCCGCGGCCGUCAGCGCACAGGGUCGACAGAACCUGUGGUUCGGGAAUCCUGGAGGUAGUAACAGCAUGCCGAGCCAGAGCAGAAGUUCUGUGCAGAGAACUCAUUCUCUUCCUGUUCACACGUCUCCACAGACCAUGCUUCUGUUCCAACAACAAGAAUGCCAAGUUCCGGGGACAGAUCUGGAGAUUAACCCCACGCUGGAGUCUCUGUGCCUCAGCAUGACAGAGCAUGCCUUAGGAGACGGAAUGGACAGAACGUCGACGAUAUGAGAAUCAAGCCAGUGGAAGAACUGACCGUUCACUUCUUCUUCUUGGUCACCGAGUCGUUUGGCCGGUGCUCCAGUAGCCCAGCACACACACUCAAACAACACGAGUCACUACAGAUCACACACAACUAA
Messenger RNA from Ctenopharyngodon idella (grass carp), 2774 nucleotides. Its product is annotated as protein Smaug homolog 2-like. Gene Ontology annotation, molecular function: translation repressor activity; mRNA binding; protein binding. Lineage: Eukaryota; Metazoa; Chordata; Actinopteri; Cypriniformes; Xenocyprididae. Gene Ontology annotation, cellular component: P-body. The coding region runs from base 619 to 2646 and encodes 675 amino acids. The record is from RefSeq and is a predicted model, not a curated record. The transcript has 14 exons. Gene Ontology annotation, biological process: nuclear-transcribed mRNA poly(A) tail shortening; regulation of mRNA stability; negative regulation of translation.